This is a messenger RNA of Oryctolagus cuniculus (rabbit), 2983 nucleotides long. It is a transcript of the gene GRK6, whose product is annotated as G protein-coupled receptor kinase 6. Gene Ontology annotation, cellular component: cytoplasm. The record is from RefSeq and is a predicted model, not a curated record. NCBI's taxonomy places the organism in Eukaryota, Metazoa, Chordata, Mammalia, Lagomorpha, Leporidae. Gene Ontology annotation, molecular function: ATP binding; G protein-coupled receptor kinase activity. Gene Ontology annotation, biological process: regulation of signal transduction; signal transduction; protein phosphorylation.
GAGUGCGCGGCGGGCGGCGGCGGCCGGGGAGGCCCGGGAGGCCGCGGCGCGGUCACUGCGAGCCGAGCCCAGCCGCGCCGAUCGCCCUCCGGCCCCGGCUCUAGCGCGCGAUCCCGGCCGGCGUCGCGGCCCGGCGGGCCCGGCGGCGCCGCAGCCCAUGGAGCUCGAGAACAUCGUAGCGAACACCGUGCUCCUCAAGGCCCGGGAAGGUGGUGGAGGGAAUCGCAAAGGCAAAAGCAAGAAAUGGCGGCAGAUGCUCCAAUUUCCCCACAUCAGCCAGUGUGAAGAGCUGCGGCUCAGCCUUGAACGUGACUACCACAGCCUGUGCGAGCGGCAGCCCAUCGGCCGCCUGCUGUUCCGCGAGUUCUGCGCCACGAGGCCCGAGCUGACCCGCUGCACUGCCUUCCUGGACGGGGUGGCUGAGUACGAAGUGACCCCUGAUGAGAAGCGGAAGGCGUGUGGGCGGCGGCUAAUGCAGGAUUUUCUGAGCCACACGGGUCCUGACCUCAUCCCCGAGGUGCCCCGGCAACUGGUGACUAACUGUGCACAGCAACUGGAGCAGGGGCCCUGCAAAGACCUCUUCCAGGAACUCACCCGGCUGACCCACGAGUACCUGAGCGUAGCCCCCUUUGCCGACUACCUCGACAGCAUCUACUUCAACCGUUUCCUGCAGUGGAAGUGGCUAGAAAGGCAGCCAGUGACCAAAAACACCUUCAGGCAGUACCGAGUGCUGGGCAAAGGCGGCUUUGGGGAGGUGUGUGCCUGCCAGGUGCGGGCCACAGGCAAGAUGUACGCCUGCAAGAAGCUGGAGAAGAAACGCAUCAAGAAGCGGAAAGGGGAAGCCAUGGCGCUCAACGAGAAGCAGAUCCUGGAGAAAGUGAACAGUAGGUUUGUAGUGAGCUUGGCCUAUGCCUAUGAGACCAAGGAUGCCCUGUGCCUGGUGCUGACGCUGAUGAACGGCGGCGACCUCAAGUUCCACAUCUACCACAUGGGCCAGGCUGGCUUCCCUGAGGCGCGCGCCGUCUUCUACGCCGCGGAAAUCUGCUGCGGCCUGGAGGACCUGCACCGGGAGCGCAUCGUGUACAGAGACCUGAAGCCAGAGAACAUUCUGCUGGAUGACCACGGCCACAUCCGCAUCUCUGACCUGGGCCUGGCUGUGCACGUGCCCGAGGGCCAGACCAUCAAAGGCCGCGUAGGCACCGUGGGCUACAUGGCUCCGGAGGUGGUGAAGAACGAACGGUACACGUUCAGCCCCGACUGGUGGGCGCUUGGCUGCCUCCUCUAUGAGAUGAUCGCCGGCCAGUCGCCCUUCCAGCAGAGGAAGAAGAAGAUCAAGCGGGAGGAGGUAGAACGGCUGGUGAGGGAAGUGCCCGAGGAGUACUCGGAGCGCUUCUCCCCGCAGGCCCGCUCGCUCUGCUCCCAGCUCCUCUGCAAAGACCCUGCCGAGCGCCUGGGCUGCCGCGGGGGUGCUGCCCGAGAGGUGAAGGAGCACCCCCUCUUCAAGAAGCUGAACUUCAAGCGGCUGGGAGCUGGCAUGCUGGAGCCGCCCUUCAAGCCUGACCCCCAGGCUAUUUAUUGCAAGGAUGUUCUGGACAUCGAACAGUUCUCCACAGUGAAGGGCGUGGAGCUGGAGCCCACAGACCAGGACUUCUACCAGAAGUUUGCCACAGGGAGUGUGCCCAUCCCCUGGCAGAACGAGAUGGUGGAGACGGAGUGCUUCCAGGAGCUCAAUGUCUUUGGGCUGGACGGCUCGGUUCCCCCAGACCUGGACUGGAAGGGCCAGCCACCGGCGCCCCCCAAAAAGGGCCUGCUGCAGAGACUCUUCAGUCGCCAGGAUUGCUGUGGGAACUGCAGCGACAGUGAAGAAGAGCCCCCCACCCGCCUCGAGCCCCCCACCCGCCUCUAGCCCCCAGCCAGAGGUCCCUACCGGCGGUUGGCGGUAGCAGCUACUCCGAGUGCUGUUUACAGUUUUGCACAGUGGUCUUCCCCAUUGUCCACUCAAGUCAUGGCCUGGGGAACACAGCCGGAGCUGUCCCCAGCGUCCGCCCCUCGGCCCCAGCCUGGCUGAGUCUGGCGAGGCCUGGGCCAUUCCUGGGACAAAGGUGCGUCCCCGGGGCUCUCCCACAGAGCUCGGGGCUGUCUGUAUUUAUGUCUCUGUACGAAUGUAUAUAGGAAGAGCGUUCUUAAUUCCCUCCCUGGACCGUGGCCUGGUCUCGGCUCCCCGGAGCAGACUGCCCUGGCUGGGAGAGCCGAGAGCUGGCAGAGGAGCCGAUGCCAAACUCGGGGCUCCUCAGGUCCAGCUGAGAUGGGCCAAGGCUGAGCCAGGCCUGACCCCAAGCCCCCAGCACCGCGCUGGGCACCACCGACCUCCAAGUGAGACUCGUGCCUACCCCUGCUGGCCCGGGCUCAGGCUGCCACCUUCUGGGACCCAACACUGUCCAUUCUCCAUGCUUGUCACAGCUGGGUCUGGGGCUCCUGUUGUCCCUUUCGGCCUGGGCCAAAAUGUGGCCAGUGACUGGGUGACUGUGGGACCCAUCAGUCCACUGCCCAAGCUGUCGCAUCGCAGACAGUCUACCACUGCCUUCCAGCUCCCUGGGCGCUGCUCUGUCCUGCAGACACCUCUGGCAGAAGCGCCCCAGCCUAGACUGCAGGAGGAGGCGGGGUGGCCUGGCUGACCCUGACAUUCCGAACUCCCCUCAUAACUGUAGACACACGUGCCCAGCAAUAAUCCGCCUCUGUGUGUGUGUGUGUGUGUGUGUGUGUGUCGAUGUGUGUGUGCUGGGCUAGGGUGAGGCUGUGCCUGCGCCCAGGCCCCAGCCCAGGCCCUUCCCAGACUGUGAUGGCCUACCUGGUCCCAGUGUUAGGGUAGAUGGGAUGACAGGGCCUUGGUUUUUCCAUAUUUAAAGCCAAUUUUUAUUACUCCUUUUGUCCAAUGUUAAGCUGCCACGUGUCUCUGUGUGAAUACAGUCCGAGCACAAACCUG